This is a messenger RNA of Pipra filicauda (Wire-tailed manakin), 594 nucleotides long. It is a transcript of the gene KCNE5, whose product is annotated as potassium voltage-gated channel subfamily E regulatory subunit 5. The coding region runs from base 72 to 380 and encodes 102 amino acids. Gene Ontology annotation, molecular function: delayed rectifier potassium channel activity; transmembrane transporter binding; potassium channel regulator activity. Gene Ontology annotation, cellular component: membrane. The record is from RefSeq and is a predicted model, not a curated record. Gene Ontology annotation, biological process: regulation of heart rate by cardiac conduction; membrane repolarization during action potential; regulation of ventricular cardiac muscle cell membrane repolarization. Lineage: Eukaryota; Metazoa; Chordata; Aves; Passeriformes; Pipridae. The transcript has a single exon.
CUCAGCUCUCCGCGUUCCCUCGCAGAGGCAGAGGGAGCUGUGCUCCGCCUCCCGCGGGUGCGGGUGCCACGAUGAACUGCAGCGAUGCGCGGCGGCUGCAGGCGCUGCUGGGCGCGGUGCUGCGGGAGCUGCGCGGCCACGGCAACUCCAGCGCGGCCCCGCAGGGACCCGGCCCCGGCCCGGGGGCGGACGGCUCGCUGUACAUCCUGCUCAUCAUGAUCUUCUAUGGCUGCCUGGCCGGGGGGCUCAUCCUGGCGUACACCCGCUCGCGGAAGCUGGAGUCCAAACACGACCCCUACCACCUGUACAUCGAGCGGGACUGGGGCCCCCGCGGCCCGGGGCAGGCGGCCGAGGAGGGCCCCGAGGGGCAGCGGCUGUGAGAGCGCCGGGACCGGCAGGAGGAAGGGUCUGUCCUGCGAGGACAUCGCUCCUGCUGCCCUCCGGCUUGGGACUACAGACAGCCAGAGACUGCGGGGGAAGCGAAACCCACUGCUCUUGUGCAGUCGCACAGCGCUCAAGGCCUGUCGUGCGGUGAGAGCUGUCCUACAACUCUUGGAUUCGUUUGUAUCGCUUUUUACAAUAAACACCCGCAUU